Messenger RNA from Sinocyclocheilus anshuiensis, 2333 nucleotides. Its product is annotated as beta-secretase 2-like. The transcript is spliced from 9 exons. The record is from RefSeq and is a predicted model, not a curated record. NCBI's taxonomy places the organism in Eukaryota, Metazoa, Chordata, Actinopteri, Cypriniformes, Cyprinidae. Gene Ontology annotation, cellular component: trans-Golgi network; plasma membrane; endosome. Bases 293 to 2023 code for a protein of 576 amino acids. Gene Ontology annotation, biological process: membrane protein ectodomain proteolysis; amyloid-beta metabolic process. Gene Ontology annotation, molecular function: aspartic-type endopeptidase activity.
GAGUGGGACCAUAUAUGCUCCGAGCAGUGUUAAUUUAACACUCGGGAUUUUACUGUGUACCAACGUAACUAUUAAUUAUGGACUUUAUGUAUGAUUUCAAGGGAAACAGUGCACACCUGGAGAUAGAGUAGACGGCAUUUUAAGCGUCACCGUCGCGUUCCGGUAGCGUUCUCCGCCUAUAGCCGCCCCAAACUGCUGUCUAGCAGCCGCAGCACACAAGCCUUUGAGACACAACAGUAGUCUUUCCCUCUCCCGUGGCUCUGGCCCUAGUUAAACGCUGGAAUGUUUGGAUAUGCUCGUCAUAUCCGUCAUAUGGUCUUUCAGGAAGUUAUCAACUGAACAUUACACACAUAGGCUACUUUAUAUCCCUGCGGCAUCUGUCUGGUUCACAUACUCUCUGCCGAAUAUUAUUCCCAUACCUAAUAAUGAGAAUGAAACUAUCAGUGACAGAGUUGUGCACUUUGAGGCAAAGCUGAGUGUUGUCUGUCUGGUCAACGUGAAGUUUGGCGAGAUGUGGCUCUACGGGCUUCUGCUACUUUCUCUUUCCUUCUGGACGUCCCAUUCAGUGUUUAAAAUACCUUUAAAAAUGUUUGCGGGGAAGUUCAACGCGUCUGUGCAGCUGGACCUCAGGCCUUUGCGAAAGAUUGAAAGCGCAGCGGAGAGUGGACUUUCCCUGGCUUCGGAUCCAGCUGGGAUCGUCAACUUUCUGGACAUGAUCAAUAAUUUAAAAGGAGACUCUGGUAGGGGAUAUUACAUACAGAUGGUCAUUGGGACUCCGGGACAAACGUUGAACAUCCUGGUUGAUACUGGAAGCAGCAAUUUUGCUGUAGCUGCAGCAGCACAUCCCUUCAUCAUACACUACUAUAACAGAGCACUUUCCAGUACAUAUAAGAGCUCCGGGAGGGGAGUUGCAGUAAAAUACGCACAGGGAGAAUGGGAAGGAGAACUGGGAAGUGACUGGAUCACCAUUCCUCAAGGGCCCAGUGGUACCAUCACUAUCAACAUAGCCGCAAUCAUUUCCUCAGAAGGCUUCUUUCUGCCUGGAAUCAACUGGCAGGGAAUUCUUGGACUUGCAUAUCCUUUACUGGCUCGGCCUGACCCAUCAGUGGAGCCCUUCUUCAACUCUGUUGUGAGACAGACCAGCAUUCCAGAUGUGUUUUCUCUCCAGAUGUGUGGAGCAGGAGUCUCUGCCAGCACUACAGCUGACCCGACGGGCGGCAGUCUGAUCAUGGGAGGAGUUGAGCCAACCUUGUACCGGGGUUCAGUUUGGUACACACCAGUCCUAGAAGAAUGGUACUAUCAAGUGGAAGUCUUGAAGAUUGAAGUUGGAGCCCAAAAUUUAAACCUAGACUGCAAAAAGUACAAUUCGGAUAAAGCCAUUGUGGAUAGUGGGACGACUUUACUGCGACUUCCUGGAAAUGUGUUUAGUGCUGUGGUGGAGGCCAUUAUGCAAACAUCACUGAUUGAGGAUUUCUCGGCUGGAUUUUUUGAUGGCACCAAGCUUGCAUGUUGGAUGAGAGGCGAAUCACCAUGGAGGCUUUUUCCGAAAAUCUCAAUCUACCUCAGAGCAAUGAACACCAGCCAGUCCUUCCGCCUCACCAUUCUCCCACAGCUAUACGUCCAGCCAGUCACCAAUAUCGAUGGCACAUUGGACUGUUUCCGUUUCGGAAUCUCCCCUUCAGCAAACGGCUUAGUCAUUGGAGCCACAGUAAUGGAGGGCUUCUACGUCAUCUUUGACCGCGCACAAAAGAGGGUGGGCUUUGCUGUUAGCGCUUGUGCAGAAAACGGUGGUGUGCCAUUUGCAGAGAUCGCUGGGCCCUUCCUAGCUGAGGGCGUAGCGUCAGACUGCACAAGUGGCGUGUCUCUUAGGGAGCCGGUGAUGUGGGUGAUCGCGUAUGGUUUGAUGGGCAUAUGUGCCUUGGUUCUGAUCUUACUCCUCAUCUUGCUCAUACUGCCUUGCCGACGGUACAGAUACGGAGAGAUUACAGAUGAGUCCUCGCUGGUACGGCAUCGCAUCAAGUGACGUCAGGCAUCAAUGGAAGAUGAGGAGGCACCAACUCAGCAAAUCAGGGCUGAAGGGAACUCAGAGCAGGUAACGGGGGUGAACACACCGCACUGAGCUCUGGUGCGAUUUCUGCCAGAUCCCAUUUAUUCCGGUUUGUCUUGGUGGAAGAUGUUGGGAUUUGGACAUUUGUUGACACUUGUGGACAUUUAUGGUUGACUGAACUUGAAGAGAAUAAAACUACUGAAGAAUUAAGGAAUCAUGAUUAUACAUGCGAUUCUUAUAGAAAAAAGAAAUCAUAAAUAAAAGUGCCAAAAUAUGAGUAUCAAUA